AUGGACGGAGCCUUGACAGACUACUCAUUUUUCCAAGCGGCGAUACCGAACCCCUCGACCGGCAUGAAUAUCUCAAGAGAUCUCUGGAGGAAGGUGCGAGCAAGAAACAAGGAUUUGGAUACAAGCCAAAUGUUAUGGCUGUUCUUGCUGGCUUGCCGUUCAUCACUAUACCCUAUGGUCAAUACCCAUACAAAUCGUCAGUAA
Molecule: messenger RNA, 204 nt
Organism: Alternaria atra
Lineage: Eukaryota; Fungi; Ascomycota; Dothideomycetes; Pleosporales; Pleosporaceae
Exons: 3
Coding region: 1-204 (67 amino acids)
Source: RefSeq, a predicted model, not a curated record